AUGCUUGCCAUUGUAUAAUUCAACAAGAUCUUAUUGAUGGCUGCUGCUGAAUUCAGAGUUAUUGAUAUUCUUGAUGGCCACUCUAAAAAGAUUAAGUGCUUGGAUGUAUCAUAAAUAUCAAAGAUCAUAGUGAGUUUCUCACAGGACCUCAUAAUAGUUUAUUCAUAAAUGAGAGAUGAGUCUAUACUUCAAGAUCACGUUAUUACAAACGGGCCACUUAAAUGGAAGGAAUCAUGGAGAUAUGAACUGAAAAUGCCUAUUAGAAAUCUAAAUAUGAGUCCAAUCGGUGAUUUUUUUGCUAUUUCUGGAGAUGGAUUAUUGAGUGUUUGGACUAGAGAUGGUCCAAAUAUUUACAGCUAUUCUAAUGCUAUUUAUUAUUCUAGAGAGGAAAAUGCUAAAAUUUUAGCAAGUAUUAUAAAGCAGAAAGAUUUGGGAACCAUUGUCUAGUAAGAAGUCACUAAAGAUGGUAGAUUGCUGAUUUGUCUUGAGUCUAGAGGAAAAACUGUGAAAAUUUUCUAUCAAGAUAAAAUUAGGUAAAUUAAAUAAUAAGAAAAGAAGAAGGAGGAGAGUGAACCCCUAGAUUAUAGAAAUCUUAACAAGAAUUAAGAUUCAAGAUGGAAGAAGAAGGAGGAAAAGGAUGACCUCAUACUGGCUUACAAUCCUUACGCUGAUUUAGACAACAUGGGAAGCUAUGAUAACGAUGGCCAAGGAAAUUAGAGAGGAGAUCACAAAAUAGAUGCUUAGGAUCUUUUUGAGUACCUAUUACCUUAGCAUAGAUUCCAAAUCGAAUACUUCAAAAUAUUACAUCACGAUAUUUAUGAAUCUGAAAAGAGGAAUCUACCGAAUAUUAUUCUUACUGUCACCUCUAAAAAUGAGAUUUAUUUCUGGCAAGAAAAUUUAAUGAGCGGAGACAUGAUGUUCAAUUGUAUACACAUCAUCAAGGGUAGCCCAAACACCCCAUUCUUCGAUGUUUCUUUCCUUGAAUUCCCUCCAAUUAACCCAAAAAGAUAUGUAGAAUUGAAGAGCAAUAUUUCGAAAUUGCUAGACACAUCUAGAGAUGAAAUUCUAAGAAUUAAAAAAGAAGAAAAUUAAUUUGGAAUAUAUCAAGAGAAUUACCAUGAAAACACCCUUGAUUGGGUUUUAAUCUUGAAUGAUCACUAAUUAGACAUUUACAAAGUUGAGUCACUAAGAAAUUUCCCGCAUCGCAGCGUUUGCUUUACAGUAUAAUCUAAAUUUUAAAUGAGCUACAAUCCUCUUCUUGCAGAGACUUUAAUGACAUUCUCAGUUUAUACUGCAUCAAUAGUCUCGGGUAGAUCAUCAAACUCAGAAAAGAUUUUGUAAUAUUCAUUUGAUAAUUAAAGGCAUCUAUAGAAAGAGUAAUCUCAAACGAAAUGGAAGAUUGAUAAGCUACUGAUAAUGAGAAGAAAGACUAUUGAAAAUGUGAUCACACAUUAGCAGCUACCAUUCGUAGCUCACAUAAUGAAAAACACUGAAAUCUAUUUUUACAUUGAUGAGCAGAGCAAGAACUAGAUCAUCAAGAGACCUGACAUGAAAUUCUUAGGGGCUUACUCGGUUUAUCAUACCACUAAGAAUGAAAGCAGAGUGGAGAGCACAACAAAAAUUAUCAGCGCCAAAUGGGUGAAGAAUCUCUGCCAAAUGGUUAUUCAUUUUUCCAAUAACUCCUUGGCAUUACUCUCAAGUUUCACUUAACUUAGAAUAAUAGCUCAUCAAAAGCAUCCUGAGGAAUAUCUUAAAUUGUGGGAGGAGAAGAGAAGUCAAAUUGCUGAGAAAUGGGAAAAGAUAUUUGAGAUCAAGUUCGAUGACGGGGCAGAUAAAGAAUAAAUAGUAGACUUUGAGAUUAUUGAUUCAAAGCUGACUGAAAGUGGAUUCAAAGUUUAAAUUGCAAUUUUUACUAACAAAAAUCAGUACCUGAUAUAUGAGACUGAUACAGAGCUAUUUGAAAAUAUGAGAACUAAAACUGAAACAAAUCUACUCUAUAACAAAUAUACCACAGAUAACUUGCUUAAGCUUUUGGGAUCUUGCAGUGAUUUUGAAAAUGAAAAUAAGACUGUUAUUGCAAUGAUCACUGAAUAAGAUCCAAGUAAUUAGCCAGAGUAAUUAAAGUCCCCGUAGCCUGCUGCUUAAUCAUCAUAUUCCAAUCCUUUUGGAGAUGAAGAUGAUGAUGAUGGUUCAGAUAGCUCUGAUGGAGAUAUAUUCGGAUAAAUCAGUGGCAUUGGUAAAAAGAAGGACAAAUAUGUGCCUCUCAAGAAGAAGUAGCAAGAGGUUAUAGUAGAAGUUAAAAAGGACGAGCCCUUAAAGCAUACUUUACUACUUAAGCUUGCCAUAUUCAAUGAAAAAUCUUUAGCCAAAAAGCAGUAUGAAGAAUUGUGGAAAGUUGAGUUCCCUUUGAGUUACAAAAGCAAAAAUUAUAAGUGUAAAAAUAACUCUGAAUUCUUCUCAUUUAUGAUAAAUGAUGGUCCUAAUGAUGAUCUUUACAUUUAUCUAUAUGAUUUGACAUCUAAUAAGUAUAUCGGGUUCGUGAAUACUACAGAGAUUUUAGGCAUCAAGCAGGAUAUAAAUCAGGUCGAUUAUGUUUUGACAAGAGGAAGUGCUAAAGGAAGUAUUACUCUAUACUCUCAAGAUAAUUUAUAUCUGAUUGCAUAGAGCUCAAGAGAUGGAUAGCCUGGCAUAUAUGAGAAUGUCGUCCAAAUAGAUAAGUCACAAAUUAAGAAAGUUUAACUAUAUGAAAGUCCAUGGAGAAGAUUGAUUAUUGUCAUCAAUAAUCACCAUUUAGAUAUCAAGGAUAAAUUCAUUGAGUAUAAAGAUGAUAUGGGAAAGACUGAUCUAGUUAAUAUCUUAAAAUCUUCAUUACAUUAAAUCUAUACCAAUCAGCAAAAAGCAUUAUUCAUCAAGGGUUAUGGGUCUAUUGUUCUUAAGAUCCUAGUCAAACUUCAAAAUACAUUGGAGAACACACCUGGCGUUGUAUCAGAAUUCUUGGAUUAUGAUUUGGAGUAAAUUAUUCACGAAAUCAUGGAGAUCCAGCAAUAAAAUUCCUCAUAGGGCUAAGCUAAGAAAAAGGUCGAGACCGCUUCCUCGAUGUUCGAUGAUUUCUACGGUUUCGGAGAUGAAAAACCCAAGGAAGAAAAGAAAGAUACCAAAGAGUCCACGAAUCAAUAAAAGGAGUUUGAAGAUGGCUUUAAUUAAUUCAUUAUCAAUAUUAGAACGUAAGGAAAAGAAAAACUAGGACUAAGUGAUGAUCAGAAAAGAGACUAUAUGCUAUUCAGUAAAAGGUUUAAGUAGCUUUACAAAAAAGACUUUUUCUCUGAUAACUUAACUACAAUAUUGCUCAGAAAGAUAUUUUAUGAAACUGAAGAGAUAGAGCUCGAGGAGAUUGACAAAAAGAAAGAGGAAAAAAUGUCAGCAUAACCUUUCAAUGUAAUGGACUUUAUUUAGCAAAUCAGAGGUCAAGUAACCUACUCAAAAGCUAAUAUUGCUUUAAUUAAAUAAUGGACAUCUUUUGAGACUGCAUUAGCUCUGCAUAGUGAAAGUUAAGAUGUUAUUUUCUAGGAACUUCAAACUAGAUUCGAUUUUGACAAUAAUCUUAAUUGGGAGAUGAUGAAAAAAUUGUGCAUUCCUGUUUGGCUUAAAGAUAUAUCGAAGAUUAAAAUCUUAGUCGAGAAGAUUGCUAAAGUUGAAUACAAGAAUGGAGCUGACGAUUUAAAUAAGGCAAGUAGAGCAGAAAGAACUGCACUCUGGUAUAUUUUGAUCGGAAAGAAAAACUUCCUCUGUUCACUUUAUAAGCAAGAGGCUUAAUAGAAGAGAAUAUAUGAUUUUUUAAUGCAAGAUUUUACUCAGCCAAAGGUAAGAACACAGGCUUCAAAGAAUGCUCUUGCACUUAUGAGUAAAAAGAAUUAUAUAACCAGUUGUGCUUUCUUCCUUUUGUCUGGAAGUAUCAAAGAUGCACUACAAGUAGCCCUUGAUAGACUUAACGAUCCAGUUCUUGCUGUUCUUAUUGUUAGACUUAUGGAUUAGGAGGAUUCAGAAAUCUUGAAGGAUGUCUAUCUUAAACAUUUUGUUGAAAGAGGAGAGAAAGCAGGUGAUCCAUAUCUUCAAAAUAUUGGUAGAUGGUAGAGAAAGGAGUUCCUUAAGUCAGUCAAUAUUUUCACUCUUGAUAAUACAAAGUCAAAUAACAUCCAAAGCAUCCUCAAAUUCGAGCAUUCCGAAUUUAAUCUCUAUUUUUCGCAAUUUAAACAUGACUAGUAGAUUAAGCAGGAUGAAUUGAAUGACUUUGUGCCACAUUUAUCAAGAUAUGAUUACUUUGCUUUAGAUUUUGUUAAAGCUCUUAAAAAGAAUACAAAUGUCAAGAGAUAAAUCCAGAAAACUUGGAAUAACGGUGGAGGCUUUGGUGGAGGAGGUGGAGGAGGCUCCAUAUUUGACGACUUUUAUGGGGAUUCAUCUGCCUAAACAUAAAAGAAAUAAGAGGAAGUUAAGUAAGAGGAAAGUAAACUCAAUGUAGACGAAUCUAAAAUAAUGGAAAUGGUUACAUUUGAAACAUCUUAAAGAGGAUAUUCGCUUGUUUCAUUAUUAGUAAUGACUGAAAAUCAAGAUUUUGUUGAGUAAAUGGAUAGAAAGUACAAGUAGCUGCUCUCAAAUUCGCUAUUAACAGAUGUUAUUUAAAGUAUGAUCCAUGGUGAUUAUAAUGGCUAAAUCUCAAAACUGAAUAAAAGUAUCAAUCUUUUGGCUGAAAGGUUAGACAUUGAACCAAAAGAAAGCAAAGAAUUUAUCAGAAAAUAAUUGAAACAUAUUGAAAACCUAAAUCUAAUUAUAGGCUAUCUGAUUGAGGAUGGAAAGGAAAGUGUUAUGUACAAAGUUGAACAAGAAGCUCUUAAAUAGAUGAACUUUAUUAAUUCAAUGGCUGAUUUCCCUUUCAUCACAGAUGGAGGAUUCAAAGAUAAGAGAGGCUUUAACAUGAUUAAGAUGGUAGACUUCCUUGAAAACCUGGUUGAAAGCUACAUGCAAGUUGAUUUCUAAGAGUAGAGAGUGUCUAUUGAAAGAAAAGAAACAAUAAAGGCUAAGCAGUAAAAAGCAAAGGCAGGUUUUAUUGAUUUUGAUGACGAUGAAGGUAUGCUCGAUACUGAGGAAAAGAAAGGAGAUAUUGAUGUAAAGAAAGUGAGAGCUACAAUGAUAAUCUACAUUUCACUGAUUCAGCUAUCUUUUAUUGCUAAAAAGUUUGGAAUGGUUAAAUAACUUGUUGUUGAUUUGAGAAAUAUUCUUGGAACUAGACUUCUUGAAGGAAAUAUCUCUGCAGAUGAUAUUAACCUCCAAAACCUUAAGACAAAGAUUCAGAAAUUUAAGUAUACAUUAAUGAAGCCAAUUGAAACUGACUAAGAGAAGGAAGAUCUUUAAUAUUAGUAAGUAGGAGUAGGUUUGAAUAAGCUAACCAAAGAAUAAGAGGACCUUAUUAAAAUGAGAAAUAAGAUCAAUCAAUUUAUGAUACUAUGGAUUAGAUUCAUUAUUUCUCACAAUACAUAUCAACUUGUAGACUUUUAAUUUGAAAAGACCCAAAUCAGAAAUCUUAUUGAUCUCAGACCAUCAAUCAUUAAUACAAGACCCCUAAAUGAGGCGAUUGAAAUUAUUAUGAAUCCAAGAUUAAUAUCAGGAGAGCUACUGAAGAAAUUUGGAAAUAUGCAUCGUAUCCUCGAGAAUGUGACAACCUACUAUUUUGAAAACUUCCUUAAUAUACAAGAGAGAGCUAUCAUCUUAGAAGAGCUCAAGAGAUUACAAAUAGCUAAAUACGACUAAAUCCAAACUGAUAAUAUAGACUUUAGCUAAAUUUUUACAAAUGAGAAUAAAUUCACAGAAUUUGCACACUUUUUUGACUUAACUGGCUUCAUCAAGCAUCUUAAAGAUCAUGAACUAAGCUUGAUAUAUAACACUAAUAAUGACUACAGCCACUAUGCAGUUUAAAAGACCUAAGAGCUCUUUGAAAGUGGGAUUGAUAUUUUUAGAUUGAAGAGUGAGUCAGUCAAUGGAUUUGCAUUUGACAGAUGUGAUAUGGAUCUUGUAUCACUUGCAAUGCUUGGUAAGGGUAUCAGAGAAAUCCCAGUACACAAGGCACUAUUAUACAGAAACAGAUUGAGUAAGGGUCACUAAGUACUAGAUGAAGAAUACACCACUUGGCAUGAGUGUUUGAAGAGAUUUGAUAAGGUCUCACAAGAGCAUUCAAAUCUUAAAGCAACAAACGAACCUAUCAUUGCUAUAGUUGACAAGCUUUACUCUUAUAAGACAGUUAACUACACUAAGAAACCCAGAAGAAAGAGAGGCACAUUGUUUUUGGACUAUGAAAUGAGUCCACCAGAUUUGUGGAGUAGUCACAAAUCGACAGAUUACUUGAAAACUAGAUCUAGCUAGGAAAUUAACCAUGAUGAAUAUGCUGCAUGUGUUGAAUCACAUCCAUUCCUCCCUCUUUAUAUGACAAGCAAUUAAAGAGGAGUGCUGUGUCUUUGGGGGUUCAACCAGAAUGAAGACAGAUCAUUAGAUUAAUGGCACACUGCUCAUGAAGACAUAAAACCAAAGAAGGCAACAGUCAAAAAGAUUCAGUUUAAUGGAUAUGGAGAUAAAAUAAUUUCCCUUAACAUGGAGGGAAGUAUGUUCAUUCAUAGAUUUGACAAUAAUGACAUGUCAAGGACUGUCCCUAUUUAUCAACUCAGAAAAACCAAAGAACGCAAGUUUAAUGAUCUAUCUAUUCUUAAUCAAGACACAGUCAUCGCAAUGGCAUCUCUAAAACCAAAGCAUGUCUGGGUGCAUGAUACCCUCAUUGGUCAAAGAGCUGGUUUAGUUAUGGAAUCGUAAAUAGGUGGAAAUAUCAUUUAACCUAUUAAAAAGAGAAGUCAUUUACUCUUAUUGAAUGAGAAGCCUGGCUAAAUGAAUAUACUUGAUUUAAAGAUGAAUAAAGUUGUUCAAUCUAUCAACCUUCAUAAUGAUGAAGCUACCUCAAUUGCUGUAUAUGAAGGAGAAGGAGCAAUAGCAGACGGAAUGGUUAAGAUUUACAAUGCAGAUAAAGAUUACGAAUUAAGAGAGUCUUUUGUAGCCUUUUCAUCUCAAGGAAACAAAAAAGGAGUUGUUACUGCUGUUAAAGUACAUCCAGGUAAUGGAGCUUUGUUUGCUUCAUCCGCCUCUGGAAAUUUCAAGAUACUAAGAACCAAGUGA
Molecule: messenger RNA, 7209 nt
Organism: Stylonychia lemnae
Lineage: Eukaryota; Ciliophora; Spirotrichea; Sporadotrichida; Oxytrichidae
Source: the annotation of a GenBank genome assembly